This is a messenger RNA of Drosophila ananassae, 4381 nucleotides long. It is a transcript of the gene Imp, whose product is annotated as insulin-like growth factor 2 mRNA-binding protein 1. Lineage: Eukaryota; Metazoa; Arthropoda; Insecta; Diptera; Drosophilidae. The coding region runs from base 1384 to 3330 and encodes 648 amino acids. Gene Ontology annotation, molecular function: mRNA binding. The record is from RefSeq and is a predicted model, not a curated record. The transcript has 8 exons. Gene Ontology annotation, biological process: regulation of gene expression. Gene Ontology annotation, cellular component: nucleus; cytoplasm.
AAAUUUUCACUUUCUCACAAUUCAGUUUCAAUUUUUUUUUCUCGCUCAACAAAAAAAAAAAAAAACAAAAAAUUUACCCAAAAUCAGAAAUAAUACUCUCACACCGACCACAGCAACAACAACAACAACAACAACAACAAGAGACCAACAAACAAAACAAAACAAAACAAACAAAAACAUAAAAGACAACAACAACAACAUACCGAACAAACGCCCGAAAAGGAAAAGACGAUAAUCAACAGGAGACAAGGAAAACGAAUAAACGAAAGAGGGAGCAAAGGGGACACGAAAAAAAUCAAAAUCCAAAACCGAAUUAAUAACUCUACGAUUUGGAUGACUAUCGUCCCGAUAACUGAUAGCAAUAGCCCGAUAACUGAUAACCGAUUAGCGAUAACCGAUAACCGAUUACCGAUAACAGUCAUCAGUUGUGUCUGAAACUGGACAGCCAAUCAAGAUCAAGUUCUGGAUCCCCGCCCACUCGUACACCCGUCAGUCAAUCAGUCAAUCAAUCGAUCAAUCAAUCAGCCAAUCAAUCGAUGAACUGGAAACCGCCAACCGAUAAAGCCACCCGAUAGUCGGAUCCAAUUAAAUCUAUAACUCUUUUUUGGCCCAAUUGACACCAAAACUAAAAAUAAAAAAAAUUAAAAAAUAAAAUACAAACUCAAAACUUAAACCGUUAAACCAGAGACACGUUCGAACAAGUUAAAAAAUUAUACUAAAAAAAAAUACUGAACGUAAACCCCGCAGAGAAACGCGUGCAGAGACCCAGAACCGAAAAAAAAGUAAAAUUUCCAAAAAAAAAAUACAAAAAUAAAUAAAAUCAAAAUAAGAAAUGCUAACGCGACACCAAUAAAACCCACAAUCCAAUCCAAGCCAACUGACUAAGCAUUAAAAAAAUAUUAAAAAGAAAAAUAAAGAAAGAAAGAAAAGUUUAUUUUCCGGUUCAGCAGAGUUCAUGAAAAAGUUGCAAGAAAUUACGAAAAUACAAAAAAAAAAAACGUGAAAUCCCUCAAGGACAUGAUUCGCGAAUUCUAAAAUUCUAAAAAAUAAAAGGCAUCAUUCCAAACAGAAAUAACAGAAAUAAAUAAAAGAGAAAAAAAUACUAAAAUCCAAAAGAGUUGAAGCUGGAGUUGAAAUAAAGUAGACAAGCGGAAAAAAGAUCAGUUUCGAAAGUAAAAGUCCUAAAGGUCCUAAAAGUUGAAAUUCAAAAGUGUUCCUCCCUCUAUAUAGACAUCUAUAAUAAUACUACUAACUAACUAACUAACACGCUCAUAACUGAUCCAAAAGCAAAAAAACAUAAAAACAAGUAAAAAAUAAAAAUAUAAAAUAAAUAAAACUAAUUAAAUCGGCAACUGAGAACGAAAAAGAAGAAGAGAAAUCAAAAUGGCAUCCGAACUGGACCAAUUCGCCGACCUGGAACUAUCGAAGGAGGAUCGGGAACAGAUCUUCGACCCACCACUAGAUCGACAGCAGUUGGAAGGUGCUGGCACCUCAAGUGUUACGACAUCAAAAAUCUUAAUAAGCGGCAUACCGAUGCAAACACGUUUCGAAGACAUCGAACCGCUACUGAAGCCCUAUGGCAUCGUCAAACAGUGUGAGGCUAUUUCUAGUAAGGAUCAAAAUACUCAAACAGUACAUAUAACAUUCGAAAAUCCUGAGCAGGCGCAAAGAGCUGCUGGUGGUCUGAACGGUGUCGAGUUCGAGGGCAGCAAACUGCAUGCCGAGCAGCUGGACAAGAACCAGCGGCGGAGCCAGCGCAAUCAGCGCAAUCCGUAUCCGGGCAUGCCAGGUCCCGGACGGCAGGCGGACUUCCCGCUACGCAUUCUCGUCCAGAGCGAGAUGGUGGGGGCGAUUAUCGGCCGGCAGGGCAGCACCAUCAGGACGAUCACACAACAGAGCCGUGCUCGGGUUGAUGUCCAUCGCAAGGAGAAUGUCGGUUCGGUGGAGAAAUCGAUAACAAUUUAUGGUAAUCCGGAGAAUUGCACCAAUGCCUGCAAGCGCAUCCUGGAGGUGAUGCAGCAGGAGGCCCUCUCCACGAAUAAGGGUGAAAUUUGCCUCAAAAUACUCGCCCACAAUAAUCUUAUUGGACGGAUCAUUGGCAAGUCGGGCAAUACCAUUAAAAGGAUCAUGCAGGACACCGAUACCAAGAUCACCGUCAGCUCCAUCAACGACAUCAACAGCUUCAAUCUGGAGCGGAUUAUAACGGUGAAGGGUCUAAUCGAGAAUAUGUCACGGGCCGAGAAUCAAAUUAGCACCAAACUCCGUCAGAGCUAUGAGAAUGAUCUGCAGGCGAUGGCACCCCAGAGUCUCAUGUUCCCCGGCCUCCAUCCAAUGGCAAUGAUGUCGACACCGGGCAACGGCAUGGUCUUCAAUACGAGCAUGCCGUUCCCCUCGUGUCAAAGUUUUGCCAUGUCCAAAACACCGGCCAGUGUGGUGCCGCCCGUUUUCCCCAAUGACCUACAGGAGACAACGUUCCUUUAUAUACCGAAUAAUGCCGUUGGCGCUAUUAUUGGUACUAAGGGCUCGCACAUACGGAGCAUAAUGCGUUUCUCGAAUGCGUCCCUUAAGAUAGCACCAUUGGACGCCGACAAGCCGCUGGACCAACAAACGGAGCGCAAGGUGACGAUUGUUGGCACACCGGAGGGUCAGUGGAAGGCGCAGUAUAUGAUCUUUGAGAAGAUGCGCGAGGAGGGCUUCAUGUGCGGCACCGACGAUGUUCGUCUCACAGUUGAAUUGCUGGUGGCCAGCUCUCAGGUGGGUCGCAUCAUCGGCAAGGGUGGCCAGAAUGUUCGCGAAUUGCAGCGAGUGACGGGCAGUGUGAUCAAGCUGCCGGAGCACGCCCUGGCCCCGCCCUCCGGCGGUGAUGAGGAGACGCCCGUCCACAUCAUCGGUCCCUUCUACAGCGUACAGUCGGCCCAGAGACGCAUCCGGGCCAUGAUGUUGUCGACAAAUCCGCCGCCAGUAACCAAAAAACAGAAAGCUGCCAAAGAACAAUUGCAACAACAGCAACAGAGCCUAGCCGGUGCCGCAACAAGCGGGUCCCAACAACAACAACAGCAGCAGCAGCCGCCGCAGCAGCAGCAGCAGCAACAACAACAACAGUCGCCGUCGCAGCAGCAGGCGCUGCCGCAAUUGCAUCAUCAGCCUGUGUCGUCGGCGUCGUCAUCAUCGACGCCCCCAGCACAUCACCAGCAGCAGGCAUCGACGCAGCAGCAGCCGCAGCAGCAGCAGCAGCAGCAGCAACCGUCGCCGCCACCUUCUGGCAAUGCAACUGCAGCAGCAGCCCAGCAGCAGCAGCAGCAGCAGCAGCUGGCGAGCUCCCAGCAGUAAUGUGGGGCCAGAAGACCAGAGACCAGACCACCAUCCACUAACCACCCAAACCACCCAACCACCCAAGAGAGGCACUGAUACCACCUCCACUCCGCACUCCACCAUACUAGAAACCACCCAUAGAACCAUCUACCAUCCUACCAUCCACAUCGGCCACCUUACCAACCUGAACCUGAAAAGAGAAUGAGAAAAAAGAGAGAGUAACUUACAAGCUACUCUCUUACCGUAGGCGCCCACCUCUUGUGCUGGCACAGGCGACAAAACGUAAGCAAACGGGUUGUAAGCGAGAGCCGCAAUAGAAAAGGAAAUAGAACAGAGAUCGCCGAGACACACACAUAGAAGCUCUAUUAGUUUGUAUCAACAGAGCAGAAUGAUAACAGAAAUAGAAUAAUAAUACCGAUAACCGAUAACCAAUAACCGAUAACCCUAAAAACAAACUAAAAAAAAAAAACAUUCAUUUGCCAGCUAAGAAAUAAAGCGAAAAAGUUAAAUAGAUUGCAAAAUUGUCUAUAAAGAAUAAUAUUAAUCGAAAAACUAUAAUAUAACACUCAAGACACAACACACACACCCCCCUAACACGCAUCACUUUGUCGCGAUGGUGUCCUUUUUAUCGAAGGACUACUAACAAAAAAAAAAAAAAAAACAGCACAAAGUCGGAAAAAAAAGAAAAGAUUAUGGAAGGAAAUUUAGUAGUGUAUGCGUUAUAUUUUUUUUAAAUAUACUUAAAUAUAAAGAGUUUAUUUUUAAUUAAUUUUUUUUUUUUUUAAACCAAGGUUUAGUAAGCUUAUCGUUAAGUGAUGAAAGAAAGGACGAAGCAUGAGAUUGAGAAUCAAGAGGAGGAAACGAAAAUUGUAACCAGAAAGGAUAAUCCCGAAAAAAACAGAAGACCGUUUAGCGAGGGUACACUGUAGUACUGUAGUCGGAUGUAUGACAGUUAUGUGGGCGCGACGCAGUUGAUGCAACUGUUGUUUGGCCGAAAGCGUUAUACAAAGUAUAACAGACCUCAACCCGAACCACCAAAAAAAAAAAAAAAAGAAACCACUUUACUAUA